AUGCAGGAUAAAGAAGUGAGAAACUCACCGCCAGGUUCCGGGCCGUUUUCAUCCGAAAUCGUAUAUGAUGGUGGCUGUGCUUGGCAAGACGCCACACCAUCUUCUCCUAUCCACAUCAACAAAUUGUCGCCUUCGGCGCAAGAGGCCUGGCACCAUACUGGAAAAUCCUGGGAAUUCGAGAACGGAAGCUCACUCCGCGUUAUCCUUCGAAAAGAGGAUUGGCUCAAAGUCGGCCAAUUUUUGAACGUACCAGAGAAUCUGACUUUCGAAUCAGCUAUGAAGAUCCGCGCAGCUGUGGUUUUAGCCCCCAAGAGAGUGGGCGCGGGCAUCUACAACAUCUGGGACUCACGAACCCUUGCCCGAGAUAGAGACAAAUAUUCUAGAAGAUACAUGAAUAUUCAGAAAUCCCACCAGGCAGCAACUGCUGCGAACGUUAUCAUGAAGGAGAGGAACACAAUUGCGGAGUCAUGGCCCUUACAACUAUAGCUUCAUCCAGGAUAGGACGGUGCCCGGGAAUAAUUUGACCUCCUUCUAGCGUCGAUCCUAUCUGGCGUUGGGCGGUAUGUGGAAUGGACGAGAAUGUAAAGGUGUGGAACAUUCUGAGCCUUGGAUAAACUCUUCGUUUUCACGUACAAGUGACACUGGCUAGGAGCUUCUAAACAGAAGCCGAAGUCACGACUAGAUUUCGAUCUCUAAAUUUCUUGUAACCAUAGUUAUUGGCGGGCUUACUAUCCUGGAAGGAAUUACCUAUGCGACGAAACCUUUGCGUCUGCGGCUCGUUGCUCUUCCUC
Lindgomyces ingoldianus is the source of this 791-nucleotide messenger RNA. RefSeq lists its product as uncharacterized. Bases 1 to 486 code for a protein of 161 amino acids. NCBI's taxonomy places the organism in Eukaryota, Fungi, Ascomycota, Dothideomycetes, Pleosporales, Lindgomycetaceae. The transcript is spliced from 3 exons. The record is from RefSeq and is a predicted model, not a curated record.